Messenger RNA from Sordaria macrospora k-hell, 1602 nucleotides. RefSeq lists its product as uncharacterized. The record is from RefSeq and is a predicted model, not a curated record. Lineage: Eukaryota; Fungi; Ascomycota; Sordariomycetes; Sordariales; Sordariaceae.
AUGCCCGCUCACAAGGGUAAGAAGCACUCCCUACGGGGAGCCAUAGUCGGGCUACUCAAGAGGACUCCGAUUCGAAAGCGGCAAGUCGAAGUCGAAGAACCCACGUCAAGCGCCCAAGCCACAUGCCCGCCACUUGAUGAAGCCCACGGCCUGGAGCAAUCUCCUCGCCCUAAGAACGACGAGCUUAAGCACGACGACCCUCAAUCCAACAGCGAUGAACAGCCCCCUUGCCCUAAAGACGACGAGGUGGAAGACGACAGCUCGAGAGGAAGACCCAGCUCAUUCACGCCUACCAGAGAACGGGCACCAACCCCUCACCCAAGUGCCUCCAAGCCUCAAAGCCCUACUGAGAAGACAGUCCAGUGGGCGAGCCAGCUGGAGGAGUCGACACCUCGGAAGAAAGCGUCGCCGAUCCUGAAGAGAGAAAAGACCGCGAAAGGAGGAGAAGAUUGUGACACGGAGGAGAAGAAUGAAGAAGGUGAGAAUUUCCAAGAGGAGGAGGCAAUCCCGAAGGAAGUCCCGACAACCGACGCGCGUCAACAACAACACUCAAACAUUCCCCGACCAAAGCCCAGGGGUUUGGAGUCGAGCACCUCGACAUCGUAUCUCUCUAGGCUACGCUCUCAAACCAUGAUCAGGGCAAGAGCAUCGACGAAUCCAAUCCGACAGGCUCCCGAACGUCCGCUCAGCUCGUUGCGCAUCCCAAAGGACAAGGACUCCCUCUUCCUUGACAAGACCACAACCAUCCCUUCAUCAGUGAGUGUUCCUCAUAGACUUCCAACAUGUAAUCAGAACAUAACUAACCACGAUCAGGUAUCAGGUGACGACAAGGAUCAAACCAAAGCAGACCAACAGGUCAAGGCCAACAUUUCCCGUAGGAGAGAGACCGCUCAGACCGAGUCUGCCCAGCAAAAGCCCCAACCAAGCCGCGGUAAAACAUCACAGAAGUAUUCGCGCAACUUUUCAUACCCCACGUGCAUCACAACAGGCCCGCGUAGCGCUGCUCGCCAACACGACCAGUCCAACAUCACCAAUGAAAAGCCUUUGCCACCCCCAACAACAUCAUUCCUGAAAGCUAAACCGAGACGCUUUGCGUCCUCCUCUUCCGCUAAAUCCAAGCCAGCUUCAACUGACGACAAUUCGGCUUCUACCAAGGCAUCGGCUCCCUCCUCCCUCACAGCAACCUCAACUCCGCCACAAGCCGAGCCUGGUACUUCCGAGGCCAGAUCAGCUCCCGCCAACCCGUCAACCACCCCUUCAGCCUCAAUUCCUUCUUUUGAAAGUGCAAAGACCUUUUGGAACAAAAUCGACAGCGGUAACAGCGGUAGUAAAAAGCGCAUUGCUCCUGUAUCCGUCCCCAAACCUGACGUGGCCUCCAUUUCCUCCAAGGGCACCACGGCUCCCAAAGCCCCAAAGACGUCUCAGAUUCCAAAAGCUUCAUUCAACGCAAUCAAGACCUUUUGGGCUCAAUUGGAGAUGAGUGAUGACGGUAGCUGUGCAGCUCAGACACCAAAGAGGCAGAGCCAGAAAAGCUGCCACCUUGUCGAUAUCGACAGUAGUCCUUUUAUCUCGACCCCGGCCUCCAACCUCGGAAGAGAGUGA